AUGUCAGAGACAAGCAAUCGUGCGCAAUUAUUUCUCCCCUACGUUCCCGAGAUGGUGGACAUGAUCUUAAGAUACCUUCCUGCGAAGGAGCUAAGAACAACAGCAAGAGUAUGCAGAAUGUGGAGGAACAUUUCCACGCGGAUUUUACAUUCGCGAACAACUUGGACCGUGCAUCACUUGGCGGACAAAUUGAUUACAGGAAGUGAAAUCGACGAUGUUUUUGAAAAUAUGUUCACGGAACCACGAAUGGUGAUUCAGUUGAGCCAUAGGGAAAUCUGGUUCACGCGAAGGGAGCCACGAAGGCGAAGGAACGAAGAGAGACAGCUUGUGCGCUCUGUUUUUAAUUUAUUUGCCAAACUUCCACCGGGAUGUGUCACGAUAGGUUGUACCACUGAACGUAUUGUAUUCCAACAGCCCACUGACGAGUUCACUCCCAACCUCAUCCAUCAUAUUAAGGCAGGACACGCAUUUAUAUGUGCGCCUCAUAUGCCUGGUGUUUGCUACCACCAUGUUUACCUCAGAACACCCAGGCCACCGCCAGCUAGUGACUGGUGCGAUAUGUUUGAUUUGCCCGCGCACACUCCAGUCAAGUUAGUCGUGCUGAUAGCGCUCUCGGCAAGUAGAGAUUUCAUACCGUUCCUAGCCUCAGGUACUUGGCUUAUUUAACUAAUCAUGGUUACUGCAAUGUAAGCUGCUAAGGGUAAACUUUGAUGUCUUCAAAUCAAACCGUAAGUAACACUAAAAUGUUUUUCAACUGCUAUUGUUUACUUCACAGGAAUCCGUGAAACUUAUGGAGAACAAGUCGUUGUUUUCGGUGGCGUUGGGCAUGACCGUUUGUUUAUAGAUGGUCUAGUAAAGAGAGCAAGAGUUGUGGCAAUAUUCAUUUCAGGCCAACCAUUUCGCGCACACGCUGGAUUAUUGAACAACGGUAAUGACGCUGACUUUUAUACACCGGCUCAUCAGCUGACAGAAGAAGCUAGAGGCGAAGGUUUUACGCCCAAAUUUUCACUUUUGUUCACAUCACGGUUUGUUCACAAAGGACAAGCUUUCUAUUCCAGCUCUCAAACAGCAUUCAGAGAAAGUUUCAGUACCAUUCCUAUGUUGGGUUUCUAUUCUUACGGCGAGUAUUGCUUAACUGGAAGAGACAAUGAAGUCACCAAAAUCAAUGACUUCAAAAGACAAAUGAGAUACAAUUCAGCUAUUUAUUGUGUGUGCUCGUACAAAAACGAGACACAAUAG
Messenger RNA from Pocillopora meandrina, 1239 nucleotides. NCBI's taxonomy places the organism in Eukaryota, Metazoa, Cnidaria, Anthozoa, Scleractinia, Pocilloporidae. The record is from the annotation of a GenBank genome assembly.